Molecule: messenger RNA, 2570 nt
Organism: Boleophthalmus pectinirostris (great blue-spotted mudskipper)
Lineage: Eukaryota; Metazoa; Chordata; Actinopteri; Gobiiformes; Gobiidae
Gene: ell2
Product: elongation factor for RNA polymerase II 2
Exons: 15
Coding region: 90-2063 (657 amino acids)
Biological process (GO): positive regulation of transcription elongation by RNA polymerase II; snRNA transcription by RNA polymerase II; transcription elongation by RNA polymerase II
Cellular component (GO): transcription elongation factor complex
Molecular function (GO): cis-regulatory region sequence-specific DNA binding
Source: RefSeq, a predicted model, not a curated record
GCGCUGCUCGCCUCUCUCCCCCCACCCCGGGCCUCAGCCGCAGUCCCUCCCCGGCCCGGUGCGCCCUGAGCCGGCCCCGCUGCUGCUCCAUGUCCCGGCGUCAGAGGGAGGAUGGUGGAGGGCUGCUCAAGAUGGCGGCUCUGGCUGAAGACGGGAGCUACGGGCUGAAGAGCGGCCCGGGCCCCGCGCACCGAGUGUCCGUCCUCCACGUGAAGCUGACGGAGAGCGCGCUGCGGGCCGUGGAGGCCUGCCACCGGGGCCAGAAUGGAGCUCGUGUGCAGCCGACCAUCCAGUUCAAAGGCCUCCAGGGCCGUAUCAAGAUCCCUCGCUCGGACUCGUCUGAGCCGCAGUCCUUCGAGUUCUACCUCUCCAACGUGGCCAAAGAAAAUCCUCAGGGACGAUUCGAGUGUCUGCAGCAGCAACAGCAACAGCAACAGCACGACACCGCAGCAGGGUCCUCUCUCUCUCUCUUGGCUCCCGUUCAGACCAAACUCACCGUCUGUGCCACGAACGACUCGUACCAGACGACCCGGGAGAAGAUGACUCAGGUCGCGGAGGACACGAAGGAACGCUGUGCCAAAGUCAUCAAACCGGGAGGACGGUUCCGAGGGAAGCAGGUCCACGUCCGGAAGCCCGUCCUCUCCGGCGCCGACGUCGUCCCCGAGCGCAAGCGGUCGACGCCCAUAAACCCCGCCAGCACCAUCCGCAAGUGCCUCAGCAGCAACCCGGUGUCGCAGCGCCCCCUGCGGGACCGGGUGCUGCACCUGCUCGCCCUCAGGCCCUACAAGAAACUGGAGCUGCUCGCCAGACUCCAGAGGGACGGCAUCGGCCAGAAGGACAGAGCCGCGCUGGGAACGACGCUGCAGCAGGUGGCGGUUCUGAACAUGAAGGAGAACUCGUUUUCUCUGAAGGAGUUUGUGUUCGGGGAGGUGCAGAGGGACUGGCCCGGGUACACGGAGGAAGAACGAACUCAGGCCGACAGGAAAGUCUCACGGAAACUGGGUCUGAGCGCUGAGCCUCUUCCCUCCAGCUCCUCUCCUAAAGACGGCGCCCCCUCCUGCUCCCCACAGAAGUUGGACUUUGACUUCAUCGAUCCUCUGGCCCCGAAGAAACUGAGAAUCUCACACUUGAACAACCGCUCCUCCUCCUCCUGCUCCUCCUCUGCGUCGUCCGAGGAGCCGCCCGGCCUCAGGUCCUCCUCUGCACCCGACCAGGAGCACCCCACCCACCGGUCCUCCUCUGCACCCUCCUCUGCUCCGUCCCUGCCCUCGUCUGCAUCGUCCCUGCCUUCCUCUGGACCGUCUCUGUCCUCCUCUGCACCCUCCUCAGGCCGCCGCAGCCAGGAGCACCACCCCUCCCACCGGCCCUCCUCUGCACCCUCCUCUCACCCGCGAGCCGCCAGUCACCAGCUAAGCCCCGCCUCCUCCUCCUCCUCGCACUCGCCGUCGACGCCCGAAGGACGCGGAACCCAAGACCUGCCUCUGGAUCAAACGUCGAGGGUCCGAGCCCCCGGCCCCCGAGAGGAGCCGCGCAAAGCCAAGAAGAAAUCUAAAAAGCACAAAGAGAAGGAGCGAGAGAAGAAGGAGAGGAGGAGGAGGGAGGAGAGCAGAGCCCCGCCCCCCGCCGACUCGGAGGCGUCACUUCAGGCAGAGGAGACGCACUCUUCAGACAAACGGCUGCAGGCGUCAGAUUUCUCCUCGUCUGUUCAUCUCCAGGAAGAUUAUCUGCUGAAGUACGUGUCUCUUGUGUCUCUGGAGCAAAGACAAAAAUAUAAAGUGGAUUUUAACUCUGAGUACGACGAGUAUCGACGUCUCCACACUCGAGUCGACAACAUCACCCGACGAUUCACACGACUCGACGCACAGUGCAGGAGCCUGACGCCCGGGACGCCCCGCCACCAGAAAGUUCAGGAGGAAGUUCUGAGGGAAUAUAACAAAAUCAAACAGUUGAGUCCGAACUUCCAGGAGGAGAAGCAGCGCUGUGAAUAUCUGCACAACAAACUGUCUCACAUCAAACGCCUCAUCUCCGACUUCGACCACAAGAGGGCGCAGUCCUGGAGCUGAGAGCCGCCCUGCCCGUGCCACCUGUCAGGGGCGCUCCUGCUCCUGUCGGGGGGGGCGGGUGCUCCUGCUCCUGUCGGGGGGGGCGGGUGCUCCUGCUCCUGUCGGUGGAGCCUUAUUUAUUUCCAUCAGUUUUUCUGCUGCAAAAACACAAAACCAAGACUCUUCCUUUUCUUCCUUUUCUUCCUUUUCUUCGCUGAUUCUCGGUGAUUUGGAUUCUGAGCGUUUCUCCUGGUCUGUGGUGGUGCAGUGGGUCGAGCUUUUGCCCGUGAACUUGAGGGUUGCUGGUUCAAAUCCCGCCCGAGCACACAGUAUUUAUUUUUUGAGUCUUCGGGCAAAAGCACUUGAGCCCCACUGCCCAUUUCUGUAUCAAAAAAUACAAAAAAUCAGAUCUUAAUUGAUACGAAAACGAGUAUCAAAACUAGAAACUGAUUUGAAAACUUAUAAAUAUAAAAAAAAAAAAAUACAAAAACUGGAAAAAAAUGUAAUUAAAGUACUAUUAAUUUCACA